This is a messenger RNA of Nymphaea colorata (pocket water lily), 838 nucleotides long. Its product is annotated as casparian strip membrane protein 1-like. NCBI's taxonomy places the organism in Eukaryota, Viridiplantae, Streptophyta, Magnoliopsida, Nymphaeales, Nymphaeaceae. The coding region runs from base 82 to 684 and encodes 200 amino acids. The transcript is spliced from 3 exons. The record is from RefSeq and is a predicted model, not a curated record.
UUAUAUCCUGUCUGAGAUAGGUUGGGACGCUGUUCCAUAAAAUCUCUUUUGAUUAUCAAAUCUAAAAGAGGCUUAGCCAAGAUGAGGAAUGAUGAAUAUCCCCUCAACGCUGCCGAGGCUGCGGAAGGCGGCCGGAGCAUCGGUAAGCGGCGCGGCCUUGUGGCUGCAACUGGUGCAAGAAGAGGAGCCAAGAGGGGGAUUGUGGUAAUUGACCUCCUCGGCCGCCUAUUUGCACUUGCCACGGCUCUCGCGGCGGCCAUCACCGCUGGAACCACUGAUGAGACCUUGCCCUUCUUCACCCAGUUCUUCCAAUUUGAAGCUCGUUACUAUGAUGUUGCAGCCUUCAGGUUCUUGGUGAUUGCAAGUGCAAUAGCAGGCGCCUACGUCGUGCUAUCCAUUCCCUUCUCAAUAGUGGGCUUAGUCCGUCCGCAAGCCGCUGCACCCAGGCUCACCCUUCUCAUAUUUGACACGAUAAUGGUCGUUUUAACAACUGCUGCCGCUUCUGCCUCUGCUGCUAUCGUAUACUUGGCUCACAACGGGAACUCAAACACAAAUUGGAUGCCCAUCUGCCAAAUAUUUGGCAACUUCUGCCAACGCCUCAGCGGUGCGACGGUGGCAGCCUUCAUCACUGCAGUCAUCUUUAUCUUCUUGGUUCUGUUGUCCGCCAUAACUCUCAAGCAUUGAGUACUUUGUCUCCAGAUCGUCUGCAUGAAUACAAGUUUGUGUGAUGCCUUUGUGUGUAAAGUUUGUGCGCGUCCAAUGUUGGGUUUCAUUGCUGGAAUUGUUCGUGAGCGACCAUUUUUUCUCUUACAUUGUUAUCUGAAGAUUUGUAUAAGCU